Messenger RNA from Drosophila suzukii, 1888 nucleotides. RefSeq names its product Cytochrome P450 4c3 (gene Cyp4c3). Gene Ontology annotation, molecular function: oxidoreductase activity, acting on paired donors, with incorporation or reduction of molecular oxygen; iron ion binding; heme binding. Lineage: Eukaryota; Metazoa; Arthropoda; Insecta; Diptera; Drosophilidae. The record is from RefSeq and is a predicted model, not a curated record.
UGGUUAGUUGUCUAUUGGAGUUCGCAGCGUUUGAGUCGCCGGGUCCGGGUUCGAAUCUCCGUGCGAUAGGGAUAUAUAAUAUACGGAAAGUGAAGUUGUAGUCACACAGCUGAAAGACUAUACGAUCUGUGGAGAGAUCUGUGCUAGGAUGUCCUCGAAAGUGGUAACCUCGUUAAUGGCCGAGAGCAUUCUGCUCUCUAAAGUAGGCCAAGUGAUCGGGUACUCCCCGAUUACGGUUUUACUAAUCGCCCUCGUAUUAUUCCUGGUGGUCUAUAACAAGCGUCGAUCGCGAUUGGUGAAGUAUAUUGAAAAGAUCCCGGGACCUGCAGCCAUGCCCUUUUUGGGCAACGCCAUCGAAAUGAAUGUGGAUCACGACGAGCUCUUUAACCGCGUCAUCGGCAUGCAAAAGUUGUGGGGCACGCGUAUUGGAAUCAAUCGAGUUUGGCAGGGGACAGCCCCACGAGUGCUCCUCUUCGAGCCCGAAACUGUGGAGCCCAUACUGAACAGCCAGAAGUUUGUGAACAAGAGCCACGAUUACGACUAUCUGCAUCCUUGGCUGGGAGAAGGGCUGCUCACCAGCACCGAUCGCAAGUGGCACUCCCGCAGGAAGAUCCUCACGCCCGCCUUCCACUUCAAAAUCUUGGACGACUUCAUAGACGUCUUCAACGAGCAGAGCGCGGUCUUGGCCAGAAAAUUGGCGGUGGAGGUGGGCAGCGAGGCGUUCAACCUGUUCCCCUACGUCACGCUCUGCACUUUGGACAUUGUUUGUGAAACCGCCAUGGGUCGCAGAAUUUAUGCCCAGAGCAAUAGCGAAUCGGAGUAUGUGAAGGCGGUCUACGGCAUUGGAUCGAUUGUGCAGAGUCGUCAGGCGAAGAUCUGGCUGCAGAGCGACUUCAUUUUCAGCCUGACUUCGGAGUACAAGCUCCACCAGAGUUACAUAAGCACCCUGCAUGGGUUCUCCAACAUGGUGAUCCGCGAACGUAAGGCUGAACUGGCCCUUCUCCAGGAGAACAACAACAAUAACAAUGAGAGCCCCGAUGCCUACGAUGAUCUGGGAAAGAAGAAGCGUCUGGCCUUCCUUGAUCUCCUGAUCGAUGCCUAAGAGGGAACAGUGCUUUCGAAUGAGGACAUUCGCGAGGAGGUGGACACCUUUAUGUUCGAGGGCCAUGACACCACCUCGGCUGCCAUUUCCUGGACUUUCCUGCUGGGCUGCCAUCCGGAGUACCAGGAGCAGGUGGUGGAGGAGCUGGAAGCGAUCUUCGGCGACGACAAGGAGACGCCGGCCACCAUGAAGAACCUGCUCGACAUGCGGUACCUGGAGUGCUGCAUCAAGGACUCGCUGCGCCUGUUUCCCAGUGUGCCCAUGAUGGCCAGAAUGGUGGCCGAGGAUGUCAAUAUUGGUGGAAAGAUCGUGCCCGCUGGAACUCAGGCCAUCAUCAUGACCUAUGCCCUCCACCGCAAUCCGCGGGUUUUCCCCAAGCCGGAGCAGUUCAAUCCGGACAACUUCCUGCCGGAAAACUGCGCCGGUCGCCAUCCCUUCGCCUACAUCCCCUUCAGCGCCGGACCGCGCAACUGCAUCGGUCAGAAGUUCGCCAUUCUGGAGGAGAAGGCCGUGAUCUCCACGGUGCUGAGGAAGUACAAGAUCGAGGCCGUCGACCGGCGCGAGGAUCUCACCCUGCUGGGCGAACUCAUCCUGCGUCCCAAGGACGGCCUUAGGGUUAAGAUCACGCCCAGGAUUAAGGAGCUGAAGCCCUCAGAACGAAACUUCCCCCAUUCGCUUCGAUCCAAAGUACACUGUAAAUAAUUAGAGUUAACCGGAUAUCAUAGGUCUAGAGAUUAGUUACGUUAAACUUUGUAACCGCUGCAAUACUAUCUAGCCUAAGAAUAA